This is a messenger RNA of Aspergillus vadensis CBS 113365, 2973 nucleotides long. Its product is annotated as putative cell morphogenesis protein Sog2. The record is from RefSeq and is a predicted model, not a curated record. Bases 1 to 2973 code for a protein of 990 amino acids. The transcript has 4 exons. Lineage: Eukaryota; Fungi; Ascomycota; Eurotiomycetes; Eurotiales; Aspergillaceae. Gene Ontology annotation, molecular function: protein binding.
AUGAUUUCUACAAUGGUCCGCCCGGAGGACGCCAUUAGGAUGCCUCGUUCAUACCGAACCGACGUGGAUGAGGAGGAUAUUAGCAGGCGAACUCCGGAACAGAACACCCUCUCUUCUUCGUCCUCCUCUUCUAACAACGAAGUGGCGGCAAAAAGCGAGGACGAGGUUGCAUUGGUGAACGGGUCCGCUGGUGAUGGUCGCAGCAGUAGCCUGGGAAAACAUCAGACGGGCCCCCGUCUUUUGUCACCUGACGAAACUAUUGAACUGGCGCGCCGAGCAGUGGAAAAUGGUAUUCAAGAGACUAAACGCUCCCUAGCAGGUAGUGAGGCAGUCAGCGAUGUGGUGAAGCCAAAAUUGACCAUCGACUUGGGCCAUUCCAACAUUGUCCGUAUACCCGAAGCGGUAGUGGACAUCAUCAAGGAUGAAGUUGAACGCCUCUCGCUAUCGAAUAAUCACCUUUUCCAUAUACCCUACCGAUUCGCGGAAUGUUCCCAUCUCCGAUAUCUCAAUAUUCGUGCGAAUAGUUUUCGAGAAUUUCCCAAGGGGGUAUACAAAUUGCCGCUUCUUGAGAUCCUAGAUAUCAGCCGCAACAAGAUCGGCCACCUCCCGGAGGAGAUCAAGAAAUUGUCCUCACUCCGGGUUCUAUCGGUAAUGCAGAACCGCCUUGAUGAUUUGCCUCUGGGAAUCUCCGACAUGAACAAACUUCAAAUUCUCAAAGUAGCUGGGAACCCCUUGCGGGGCCCCCUGCGACGGCUACUCGAGACGUCUGAGACAGAGUUCGCCCCCUCGACAAUGACGGACAAUGAGAAGGAGGUCGCGGUUACUGCCGAGCUGAAGCGAUUCUUGAAAACCAAGCAGCCUGUUACGACUCUGGAAGUGGAGAGGAACGAGCUCAGCGAGGGCAUGUUGGACACCCCCAAACCCGUCAAGCGCGGAGUGAGCAGUCGGUUUCCGGUGAUCCCCAGCACCGGUGAUCUUUCUUCCGACCCAAAGUCACCGUCCUUGUCUCGACCUCCGCCCAUACCUCUCAAAUCACACUAUCGCAUUGCUUCGGGACAGUCGGUCUUCCAGGGCGGGUUUCUCCCACGUUCCGGCGCAAGGCCCAUCGCGGGAGUCAAUGAACGAAACCGGAGCAACAGUGAAGGUAUCAUCCAGGCCUCUCUGGCCGCGCGUAACAAGCGGAUGGGAGUCAUUCGGAAGAAUACCGACUUAGGGACGUUGGACGAGACCCGACCGUAUCGGAACAGUCAUUUACGGGGUUUGAGUUAUGGCUCUAUUCUUCGCACCCGGCCCAUUGCAGCCGUGUGCAACAGUAACUCCUCAAGCCCCAGUAGCCCGAGGGAACGCAGGCGCUUAAAGGAUGGUUUUGUCAACCGAAUGUCGAGUCUGCCAGAACAUAAGGGCGAAAGGGAAACCGCGGAACCUAUCAUCGAGUGUGCGAAAGGUAUUCUUUUUGCACUCUUCCAAGUGCAGUCGAAUGUUUCGUCUCUGAUCAAUGUGAUCAAACGCGAUGAUGCUCGGCGCAACAGUCUCGAGAUCGUCUUCUACAACGCUUCUACCCACGUUGAACGGUUAAAUGAAGCCAUAGAAAAUGCGGAGCACCAUUCUGACGACGUGGAUGGGGUGCGCUCGUCGAAUGAGGCUGUCAAAAGGGAAUGCGAAACAUGCAUAAUUGCGUACACUCAUGUCGGAACGCAACUGCGCAAUAGCAUCGACAAGAUAGUUGCCAAUGGUGACCCACGCUACUUGCGUUCCUUGAUGCUCAUGAUCUUUGGCAGCGUGGUUGAACUACGCAAUGCCUGUGCGAGCCUGGGUAUCCCACUCCAAACCCGCAAGCCCCCCUCUGUCACGAAGCCAUCUAUACCUGAAAUCAAAGAAUCGGCUAGCUCGGACCGCUUCCUUGGACCCACAGUCACUCCAACCAGGGGGAGAGAGAAUUCUUUGUCGACGCGUCGGUUGCGAAGUGACACCACAAUCCAGCACCCUCAGAUCACUACGACCGGUCCUUUCCAGGCUGCUCAAAACUACCAGUCCGCUGUCAGUUCACCUGGGUUUGCUCCGACUCCGUUUAGCUAUGGGACACGAAGUCGGUCAAGUAGCAGAUCUAAUCAUAUCAACACAUCCGUACCGUCGUCACUCGCGACCCCUCGUUCAGGCGAGUCAUUCCCUCCAAUGCCCAGUGCAGUUGUACCUCGAAUCAAUCCUUUGACAGGCUUAGAUGAGAUCGAGGAGGAGCGGAUUUUUGAAAAGAUUUUCUAUCAACUCACUUCUGCCUACACCGCUGCCCUACAAGCCUUGCCUUUGGCGCGCCGUCAGCUAGUGCGAUGCCAUGAGGUAGCGGAGCAGGAACAUGAAUCGGAAGGCAUAUUAAUGCUAUGGAACAAUCUCAUUCGGCGGUGCCGGGUAUGCUUAGAAGUAUCCGAGGCCCUGGGUCUUCGUCUCUCCAACAUGAAGGUAAAAGAGCCCGGCGGCGGGAUGCGGAACCAGCGCGAGUUCUGGCAACUCUGCAAGGCGUUCAUGCAGUCCUUUGUCGAUCUAGUUACCGACAUGAGGGAGGUUCGAAGUAUGCAGCUUCUUCCGGGUGAUAUUAUUGUCAUACUUCGUCCAGUCCAGAGAGCAAGCAGAGAAGCAGGUCGGUUGAUCGAUGCCUCCCCGUGGUCUUACCUUGCCGAUAUGGCCCCAGCCAACGCGUCAGCAACCAUAUACGGGCCUCCGCUACAAUCCCAACAUUCACAGCACCAGAAUACCGCAUCCAAUGCAAGCAGCUUUCAUCUGAACUCCGGCGUAUCCCCGCAGUCCGUUCAUCUGCCGGCAACUCCGCUAAGUGCUGCCCUUGGACCAGCCGCGCAGGCAACCGUGCCUUCUACCCCCGCAAGUGCGUACAGUGACAAAUUCUUCGAAGGGGAUGUGUUUCAGAGAGCUGACUCGUUGCUCUCGAUGCCCAAUCAGGCGCCAUUUUUCAGUCGUCGGUGA